GACAUCCGCGUCAGCAGCCUUGUUGCGGCCAGCUCAAGGACAGUUAGCCAAUUCUGCCUAAAGAACCUAAGAAAGGCGCCCAAGGGGGAAAAAAACAACUAUCCAGCAUGGGAAUGAGUAGCUUGAAAUUGCUGAAAUACAUCCUGUUUUCCUUCAACUUAUUCUUUUGGUUCUGUGGCUGCUGCAUUUUGGGAUUUGGGAUCUACUUCCUGGUUCACAACAAAUUCGGGGUGCUCUUCUGGAACCACCCUUUCCUCACGCUGGGCAAUGUGCUCAUCAUCGUGGGCUCCAUCAUCGUGGUGGUUGCCUUCAUGGGCUGCAUGGGCUCCAUCAAGGAAAACAAGUGCCUGCUUAUGUCGUUCUUCGGCUUGCUGCUGAUCAUACUCCUUGCGGAGGUGACCCUGUCUAUUCUGCUCUUCAUGUAUGAAAAGAAGCUGAGUGAGUAUGUGUCUGAGGGCCUGAGUUACAGCAUCAAGAACUACCACCAGUCCAACAGCACCAAGGCCGCCUGGGAUUCUCUCCAGUCAUUUCUACAGUGUUGUGGUGUAAAUGGCACUAGUGACUGGACCGGCAGCGUACCAGAAUCUUGCCCCUCAGAUCCACAAACGAAGGGUUGCUAUAUGCAAGUAAAACUGUGGUUUCACUCCAAUUUCCUGUAUAUUGGAAUCAUCAUUAUCUGCGUAUGUAUGGUCCAGGUGUUGGGGAUGGCCUUUGCGCUGACCUUGAACUGCCAGAUCGAUAAAACCAGCCAGAUCCUAGGGCUGUGACCUGCAACUACCCUGUGUUGCAGAAACUUGAAUCUCUGGAAAUGCAAAUCCAUUUGCAGCAUGAAGCCCUCCGUGAUCAUCUCCUGGAAUAGGAUUUUUGUGCUCAUCGCAUCUAACCCCAGUUCGGUCCCGGUCUCAUUAAACCAGAAAUGAGGGUAUUCUUGGUCAGGCAUUCCCUUCUUGAGCAGCAAGCCAAUCAGAUAUCAGCUUUCACAGCAGCACCCAUACUGCUCACGGGGCGACACUCAUGCCAGAGGGUUGUUGGGAUACAAACAACUCAUUGAUCACUGCCAUCACCCUGCUUGCUUUUGAGUGGGACCCUGGACUAGAAGAGUAACAGCAUAUCCUUUCCCCCAAAGGGGAAGCUUUCCUUUAGAUGUGCUGUGUUUUUAUUUUUAUUAAUCAUCUUAUUGGGGAGUUCUUACCAAUCUUGUAACACUCCACGACUCAAUUGUAGUAAGCACGCUUGUACAUAUAUUGCUAUCAACAUUUCCAAAACAUUUCUAUUUGAGCCUUUGGUAUCAGCUCCUAUUUUUCCCACCCUUCCCCCACCCUAGAUUUUCUUAUUAAAGGAUUUUGCUGACUUAGUCUUAGUCUUUCCUUAAAAAAGACAAUCCAGUGAUUCAUAUUUUGACUUCAAUCAACCUCUUAGCCUUUGGUUUAUGUAGUCUUUGAGGAGCUCAGCAGCACCCGUACCACUGAUAGGUUAGUUGAUAAUCCCAUUCAGAACAAUUCUGAUGUUAUUUCUAUAUCAAAUAAGGUUUUGUAAAUGUAUGAGUACUAUUUUUAACUCUUUAAUAAAUAAAAUACUUAAUGAUCUCAA
This is a messenger RNA of Echinops telfairi (small Madagascar hedgehog), 1590 nucleotides long. It is a transcript of the gene CD53, whose product is annotated as CD53 molecule. The record is from RefSeq and is a predicted model, not a curated record. The coding region runs from base 108 to 767 and encodes 219 amino acids. NCBI's taxonomy places the organism in Eukaryota, Metazoa, Chordata, Mammalia, Afrosoricida, Tenrecidae. Gene Ontology annotation, cellular component: membrane. The transcript has 8 exons.